Molecule: messenger RNA, 1818 nt
Organism: Xenopus laevis (African clawed frog)
Lineage: Eukaryota; Metazoa; Chordata; Amphibia; Anura; Pipidae
Gene: vapa.S
Product: vesicle-associated membrane protein-associated protein A
Exons: 6
Coding region: 320-1027 (235 amino acids)
Source: RefSeq, a predicted model, not a curated record
CACACAGUCCGUGACGCGCUCUGAGCAUUACGCGGUUGCCGCACUGUACUGUGUGUUGAGUCAGCGGUGACAAGGAGCGCAAGGGGGGAGGUGGAGGAGGAAAGAGCCGAUACUGAACUGACCACAGUAACCCGAGCCUCGGAACCCACACCGCUUUGCUGUGCCAGCUUUGGCCCGUUCUCCCCGUUCCAACACUCGCUGCCUCUUUAAGCCUCCCCGCUGCCAUCCUGCUGGGCCUUCAUUUGACAUCUCCUGUUCGGCCACGUAACGCAGAAGGGCCUCCGCUUAGUUUGCUUGUUGCGGGCCUGCCGAGCGGUGGAUGGCGGUAACACCCGGGGUCACCAUGUCCAAACACGAACAAAUCCUUAUUCUUGACCCGCCCAACGACCUCAAAUUCAAAGGUCCAUUUACAGAUGUGAUCACAACAAACCUAAAACUACGGAACCCAUCAGACAAAAAAGUAUGUUUUAAAGUCAAAACUACAGCUCCUCGACGUUAUUGCGUGAGACCAAAUAGUGGCACAAUUGACCCUGGAUCCACAGUCACAGUUUCAGUAAUGUUGCAACCAUUUGAUUAUGACCCAAAUGAAAAGAGUAAGCAUAAGUUUAUGGUGCAGACCAUUUUUGCUCCACCAACAAUAUCAGACAUGGAAGCUGUGUGGAAAGAGGCAAAACCCGAUGACCUUAUGGAUUCAAAGCUGAGAUGUGUAUUUGAAAUGCCUCAUGAACAAGAAAAGCCAACACACGAUGCAGCCAAACUGUAUUCAUGUCUUCCUGGAUCAAAAGGCAGUUCUUCCAUGGAUGACACUGAAACACGGAAGUUAAUGGAGGAAUGUAAGCGACUGCAGUCUGAGAUGAUCAAACUAUCAGAUGAAAACCAGCUUAUAAAAGAAGAAACUUUACGAAUGAGGAAGGCAUCGGAUAAAUCAGGCAAAAUGUUACGAGAUCAAGGCAUCCCUAUUCCAUCUCUUGUUGUCGUCAUUGCAGCAAUUUUCAUAGGAUUCUUUCUAGGAAAGUUCAUCUUGUAAAGCAUGCGAUGAGCAAUUUUUUCCCUCCUGGCCAGAAAGGCUCUUAUCUACCAAUACUUUUGGUAGAAUUGUUCUCCAGGCUGUUUUGUGUACAGAAUCACAUAGGCACCACCUUAACAAUCUCACAGUUGGGCAAACAGAAUUUAAAAGAAAAAAAAACUGUGGUUAUGGGACAAUAUUGUUCAUUCAUCAGCAGCAAGUGUCUGUCGUAUGUUCAAUUCUUUAUGGUGGGGAGGUGGAAAUAAUCUAAAAGUUUUUCCUGUGGUUUUAAUAUGUUCAAACAGAGUUAAAAAUGUCUUGUAAAUUAUUUUAAUCCUUUUAAAUUUUAUCUGUUACCUUUUGCAAUAUGAUUUCUGUAGAUUGCUAAUCUCAUUCAGGUAAAUGCCAGAAAUAUCUUGGGAUGCUGUCUCUUCAGUGUAAAUUCUGUCCUUUAAUUUCAAUAUAUUGCGGUUCCUAUUCUUCUUGCGAGGCAAUUGUGUGUUUUUGUUUUUUGUUUUGUUUUUUUAUUAUUUCCUUGGCAUAUCCCAUUAUAUUUAACAUAAAAAAAAUAAAAUCUGUAUAUACAAUAACUAUAUCGUCGUGAAGGAUAACCUUUUUCUAUCUGCUAUAGUUGAAAGGUUUUCGUGAAGUUAAAUGUUGCUGAUGGUGCCGAUUGAAAAUUGUGGCUUUCUGUUUAUUUAAGAAUGACUCUGCCUUCGGUGCAGUGAAAGCCUGUAAAGAUCACAUCAGUAUUAAAGGGGCAUUAUACUAACUUGUUUAAGAUGAGUUGAAUAAAUAGGACUUGGGCUGAA